Molecule: messenger RNA, 519 nt
Organism: Linum trigynum
Lineage: Eukaryota; Viridiplantae; Streptophyta; Magnoliopsida; Malpighiales; Linaceae
Source: the annotation of a GenBank genome assembly
AUGAAUGGGACUCCUUCAGGGUAUUUUACUCCUUCCCGAGGUUUAAGGCAAGGGGAUCCGCUUUCCCCUCUUCUGUUCGUACUUUGCACUGAGGGCUUUGCGGCGCUCCUUCGCAAGGCUAUCACGGAAAAAAGAUUGGAAGGAGUGAAGGUGGCCCCUCGGGUGCCGCGGAUCUCGCACUUGUUCUUUGCGGAUGACUCGUAUUUAUUCCUGCGAGGGACCCUCAGGGAGUGUGAAAAUCUGAUUGAGGUCCUAAAUGAGUAUGAGGAGUUGAGCGGCCAACGGGUGAAUUUGACCAAGUCGGUUGUCUGUUUCAGUAAAAAUAUCGUCCGUGAGGAUCAGGAAUUCUUGGCCGCGGUUCUGGGAGUGGGGGCGGUGGGGGUCCAUGAUAAAUACCUGGGGUUGCCUGCGCUUAUUGCUAGGUCCAAGAUGACCACUUUCCGGUAUUUGGAGGAAAAGCUGUUGGAGCGCCUCCAGGGGUGGAAGAGGAGGACUUUGUCGUGGGCUGCGGGCUGCUAA